CACACUAUUCCAUGACGCUUGAAUUUUAGCGGACAAACUCGAAAAAGAAACGCAAAAGGGACAACGCUAGGCAGAAGAAUACAAAUUCCACCGAAUAUCGGGCAGUUUUAACUUUUAUAAGCCAACCACGCAGAAGCAGAGUCCGCCGCCAAGAUGCCGCGCACCAAGAUACCAAAGAACUCGAAGCGCAACCGUGAUGUGGCCAACCGCGAGGAGAAGGUGCGCCUGUACGAGCUGAAAAUGGAUUCCCGCCUGAUCAGCAUCGACUCGCUGGAGUCCAAGUUCCUGGCCGCCGUCGACCACCAGGUGAAGACGCUGCUCGGCCAGGUGCAGAAGGAGCUGGCCAACCUCAAGAUGCCCGAGGUGCUGCGCCUCUUCGAGGAGCUCGACCGCUUCAGCGACUUCAAGGCCAGCGACCAGACGCAGCUGCUCGCCUCGAUGUCCAUGAGCGGCAGCGCCCUCGACGGCCACGCCCCCUCGACCACCGGGAGUCGCAAUGACGAAGGCUACCUUACAGAGGACAGCAGCAUCGGGGCCAGCGGCGGCAGCAUCCUGGCCGCCCACACAGGCUCCCUGUUGCGGUCCACGAAGGCCAUGCGGACUCCCGGACCGCUGAAUUCGGCCAGAGCUCGUCGAGCACGCCGCAGUCGAUCCGCUUGCGGGGAUCUGAAUGUCCUGCACUCGGCCAAACCGCCGUCCGUUUUGAGCAGUGCCGUAGCAAACAGUGGUCGUCAUUCGCGCAGCAAGAUGCGCACACCGAUGGCCUCUCGCCAAAAGGCCUUCAGUGCCGAUCGCACACCUCGGGCGCAGAAGCAGAUGCGCUCGGGAUCGCCAACCACUCCGCCGAUGGCCUUCCUCCGCUAUCCCAAGCCCGGCGAGGUGGCCCUGUCCAAGUUCGGAAGCCCCAUGGUGUCCCAAGUAAUGCCUGACAAGUUCGCCAACGUGAACAUACCCAUUCGAAACGGAGUUCUUAGCUUGCGGCCCAAGAAACUGGAUGCUGGCGAGGUCGAGUCAAAUCUCCUGGAGAACCUGGACGAGGACACCCUCAACCAGAUCAAAACACUGCACGAGAACUUGCAGAUGAUCGUGAAUAAGGCCAGCCAGGCGGGAUUCAAGUAGUUGCCAAUUUAAAUGCUUAUCUAGAUAUAAUUCUAUAUCAUAUAUUUUAGUACGUUUCGUUAAGUUCAGUUUUCAUCGCACCCCAAGUAGUUCAAGUAUUUUGUCUUCAUUUAUAAAAAUCUGUAUCGUAUUUACAUAAGUCUCAAUACAAGUACAUUUUCCAUGUUUAUCAAAGUU
Molecule: messenger RNA, 1296 nt
Organism: Drosophila subpulchrella
Lineage: Eukaryota; Metazoa; Arthropoda; Insecta; Diptera; Drosophilidae
Product: borealin
Exons: 3
Coding region: 154-1119 (321 amino acids)
Biological process (GO): mitotic sister chromatid segregation
Cellular component (GO): spindle midzone; chromosome passenger complex; chromosome, centromeric region
Source: RefSeq, a predicted model, not a curated record